This is a messenger RNA of Laetiporus sulphureus 93-53, 1948 nucleotides long. RefSeq lists its product as uncharacterized. The coding region runs from base 294 to 1742 and encodes 482 amino acids. Gene Ontology annotation, biological process: response to antibiotic. The transcript is spliced from 10 exons. The record is from RefSeq and is a predicted model, not a curated record. NCBI's taxonomy places the organism in Eukaryota, Fungi, Basidiomycota, Agaricomycetes, Polyporales, Laetiporaceae.
CCACGACGAUCCGCCGCCAUCGCCCUCUCCGGCUAUCCCUCCUCCUCAUCGUCCCGCUCGUCCUUGCCGCACGUUCUCGACCCGCCCAGCGCCAUCGUCAUUGCCAGCUAGAGCCUCGCAGAACGUGGUCGGCGUCCAGCACAUUCUACGACCCUCAAUAUGUCAUAGCUGACUCCAACGUUCUUCCGCGAGCCAGUCGCCAAAGUCCGUGCCACUCUCAACAUCGCAUCUUAUCCUCUCCUUUCACGAAGACCAUCACGUACCGACGUAUCGUCCACACAAUUUCGCGCGCAAUGUCGAGCACGCAGAAACAGAAGGCUCUGCUCGAGAGUCACCUUCAUCCUCUAAGUUAUGCGGACAAGUCCUAUGAUCCCCUGAUGCAAGCAAUUGGUAAUGCGCAAAUCGUCCUCAUUGGAGAUGGCUCGCAUGGGACGUAUGACUUCUAUGCCCACCGUGCCAACAUCACGAGACGCUUAGUCGAGGAGAAGGGGUUCACUGCUGUAGCUGUUGAGGCAGACUGGCCAGAUGCCUUCCGCAUCAACAGAUAUAUUCACGGUGGUCACAUAAAGAACGGUCAUAUCAAGAAUGCACGCGACGCUCUCGCCGAGUUUGAGAGGUUCCCAAAGUGGAUGUGGAAGAACGAGGUCAUGCCAGCUUUCGUACAGUUCUUGAGGGACCACAACGAUCGGGUGAUGAAAGAUUUGAACGAUCCCUAUAAGAAGGUUUCUUUCUACGGAAUGGAUUUGUACUCUCUGCACCGAUCGGCAGAGGAGGUCCUCAAGUAUCUUGAGAAAGUAGACCCGAAAGGAGCCCAGGCUGCUCGCAUGAAAUACAAUUGCUUUGAACGAUUCGGCGAGGACACGACACGUUAUGCGUUUCAAACUCAGUUUGGGCUGGCCAAGGAUUGCCACCAAGAAGUGAUUACCAAUCUCAAAAAUCUGCUAGCAAAUCACCGCAAGUAUAUCGAGGAGCAGAAUGACGGCCACUUUGGACACCCCGCUGAGGAACAAUUUGUUGCGGAGAUGAACGCACUUGUGGUCAAGGACGCGGAAGAGUACUAUCGCACGAUGAUGUCCGAGGAUGUGUUGAGCUGGAACCUGCGCGACGACCACUUCGCGAGGACGUUGGUUGAAAUUGCUCGCCAUCUCGGUGAGAGGAACGGAAACGGCGGUACCGACCCAGCCAAGAUUGUCGUCUGGGCUCACAACUCCCACAUUGGUGAUGCUCGCGCAACCGACAUGGGCAGGAGGAGAGGCGAGAUCAACGUUGGCCAGCGUUGUCGCGAGAUUUUCGGGAAGGACAAUGUGUUUAACCUUGGUUUUCUCACGAACAGAGGCACGGUCACUGCAUCGUACAACUGGGAUGAACCACCGCACCUGCAUCGUAUGGCCCCUCCGAUGGAGAAGUCCAUCGAGUACAUAUUCGAUCAAUGGGCUCAUGACGACUGCUUCGUCAUUACGCACAAGAUUGAAGACACGGAAGACGGACGAACGGUCAAGAAGGAAGUGUCGCGGGAGCUUUCUGAGUUCCUCAACUAUCCACGUUAUGAGCGCUUUAUUGGUGUGAUUUACCGCCGUGUCACAGAAGUCAUGUCGCACUAUUCGAAGUGCAGUGUCGCUGAACAGUACGAUGCCGUCGCUCACAUCCGAGAGUCAAGAGGGAUCCAACCUCUGGAGCCGGAGGAUACCUGGAAGGGUCCCUUCAAGGGCGAACCAGACGAGACGUUCCCCUUCGGUCAAUGAAGCAGUUUGGGAGGACGUACAUGCGAUGCGUUGCCGUUGCAUCAAUGUGUCCCGUGGACUUGCUGAGAACGUUUGGUGCAAUGUAUUACUUACUACCAACCACAGGCCCCGCGAUGGGGCUUCACAUCAGAUCUGUAUGUAUAAUAGUGUUCAACAUUGUAUAGCAUGCUCCGUCAACGUGCACUGGACGGCGACUUCAGCUGCCU